AGCCCUAGGCCAAGCACUGUAGGGGACACAUAAGUUUAAGACAGUCCCUGCUUUCAGUUGUCUCACGGUCCACUUCUGCUAUUAAACCAAGGAUCCUGAGCAGCAGCCCAGAAGCCCACACUAGCCAACCAUGAUGUAAUCACUGCCACUGCCAUUGAUGGCACUGCCAGAAGCCCAAAGAAACAAAAACACUCCUCCCUUCUUCCGGUCUUACAAUAUCCUUCUAGUGCCCCCAUGACAAAGCCCAAUAAGAAGCCAAUUGAGUGAUUUCUUCUGACUUGAGCCUGCAGUGUGCUGUGAGAGAUCCACCACCAGAUUAUCUCAACUUUAUUCUCCUGGGACCACUCAUUGGUGACAGUCAGAAAUUGCAGGGCGUCUGAUCUCCUGGUGUUAAAAUCUGUCGCGAUACUGAGGAAGGCCCCGAGAUCCCAGGCACUGAGUGACUGCAUACUAAGAAAAAGAACUCAAAUGAAAUUGAGGAUUUGAACUUCACACAGCUGUUUGAACUGAAUUCUUGCCGCCAGGAUGGGGAAACAGAACAGCAAGCUGCGCCCGGAGGUCAUGCAGGACUUGCUGGAAAGCACAGACUUUACAGAGCAUGAGAUCCAGGAAUGGUAUAAAGGCUUCUUGAGAGACUGCCCCAGUGGACAUUUGUCAAUGGAAGAGUUUAAGAAAAUAUAUGGGAACUUUUUCCCUUAUGGGGAUGCUUCCAAAUUUGCAGAGCAUGUCUUCCGCACCUUCGAUGCAAAUGGAGAUGGGACAAUAGACUUUAGAGAAUUCAUCAUCGCCCUGAGUGUAACUUCGAGGGGGAAGCUGGAGCAGAAGCUGAAAUGGGCCUUCAGCAUGUACGACCUGGACGGAAAUGGCUAUAUCAGCAAGGCAGAGAUGCUAGAGAUCGUGCAGGCAAUCUAUAAGAUGGUUUCCUCCGUAAUGAAAAUGCCUGAAGAUGAGUCAACCCCAGAGAAAAGAACAGAAAAGAUCUUCCGCCAGAUGGACACCAAUAGAGAUGGAAAACUCUCCCUGGAAGAGUUCAUCCGAGGAGCCAAAAGCGACCCGUCCAUUGUGCGCCUCCUGCAGUGUGACCCGAGCAGUGCCGGCCAGUUCUGAGCCCUGCGCCCACCAAUCGAAUUGUAGAGCUGCUUGUGUUCCCUUUUGAUUCUUCUUUUUAACAAUUUUUUUUUUUUUUUUGCCAAACAAUAUCAAUGGUGAUGCCGUCCCCUGUGCGGUCUGAUGCACCUUCCUCUGUGACGCCUUCAGCUUCUUUUGUCGUGGAUGCUUCGUGGGAAUGCCCAGAGCCCCAGUGUGCUUGUGGAGAGCAUGGACAGACUUCGUGGUGUUCAUUGUUUGAUGAUUUUUAAUCGUUACUAUUUUUUUUUUAUUCUAAUGUCUCUGUUCUAAAACCUAAGACUCGGGGGUAGGGGCAAAAGAAGGGAAACCCAUCCAGUCCUGUGAUUCUAUUGCAAGCUUCAAGGGGCUUUUGUUUGAAAGACAAAACUCCCCACCUGGGUCUGUUGUCACACAUUCCGUAGGGGUGAUGGAUGGCACCGGAUGCUGGAUUCCCCAAGAACAAGUUACCCUCUGGGGUGAGGCUAUUCCAGCGAGCUGGGACAUUUCCCCAUGGGGGCCCACUCCCCCCUCUUCCCCAGCAGGCUGUAGUUUCUAAGCUGUGAACAUUUCAAGGUAAAUUAAUAGAGGAGAGGAAAAAGAUGGCUCAGCUAUUUUUUCACAGGUUUACACUAGUUGAGCUAAUAUGCGUGUCUUUGGAAAUUAAACACAAAUGGUAACAUAUUCCAAAACCAGACCCAUCUUGUUGCCUAUUGUAAUAAAAUAAAAAGAUGGCUGUAUAUAACAUAUUGGGUAAUGCAGACCAAAUUAAGUGUUUUGCCUUGUUUAAAUGAAAUGCAUGUUUAGUGAGCACUAAUACAAUCUUAUUCCAGAAGACUGUUUUUAGUAGCUUAUUGUGAAGUAAGACAACUAUAAUGAAUGUCUGUCUUGUUUUGAAGUCAUAUCUCUUUGCACAAAUGUACCAAUCGACAAGUAUAUUUUAUAUAUUCCAUAAAAAUACAAAGUAACCCUGACUAGGGCCCAACUUUAAUUUUGAAUGCAUUUCCAGAGUGGCCAUGCCUAGAGGGCAGACACAGAGCAGGUGGUAGUGGGACAGGACAAUUGGAGCACAGGAAUAUUAACAUGUAUGACAGGGGACCAGUAGGGUGGUUUGCCUCUCAGGCCCAGCAGCCCAUUGACAGCAUUAGACUGGCGGCAUGGUGCUUUUCUGAGCAGAUCAAUACUCUGCAGACUCGAAAAAAAAUCACAUACAUUCUUGGAACUUCCCAGUGGUUUAAUCUAUGUGCAUGGUUAGGGAGCCAGGUCUGGAAUAUUCAGUUUCCCUGCCCCUGUUAAAGAAUCAGAGGUUGGCCAGUCAUCAAAUUCAUCAUAAAGACAUGGGCAAGUGUAUCUGUGGUUUCCAAGGGCCCCCUAUGGAGAAUCCAAAAGUAUUUUCCAUUGCUGUGCUCUUUGAAUGCAGACUUCUAUUUCCAGAAGUGACAGCACAAGUCUGAUUUGCUGUUUGGUCUGGUGACCUCAUACACACUGAUUUGAAUUGAAAGCUAAGAGUAAAAACUUGCUGGUUACAGGCAAGUCAUACUCUUGCAAGUAGUUAGCAAAGGGAGGCCCAAAUACUCAAGGUUGUUGAUGGGGAAUUUGCCCCUAAGAGAAGGCAGAGAGGUCCCUAGUGGGUAUAUUUGCUGCCAAGCCACUUGCCAAAAACAGGAACCACAGAAAGACAGAUAUCAUGACCAGGAGAAAAAUGUGGCUAGACAUGCUAACGUCCAGGUUUUUAUAUAUGACUUGGGUCUGCUUUAAUUGGUAGCAGAAAUCCAAAUUUGUAUGGUAGACCAAAAAGAACCAAAUCCAUAGGGUGAAAUUUUGAGACCUAGACUCCGUAAAAAUAAUCCUAGUCUUCCCCCAGGGGUCAGUUCCUCACAGUGGUUCUGUACCAAGACUUGCCAAAUUCCUCCAUGGCCAAGUGUUAAAAUCUGUGUUUGAAAAAUAGCGAAUUAACCUAAGACACAGAAGGCAGACUGGGUGAGGAGACCUAGCAUGCCCUAUUGGCAGUGCUCAGGAGCUGCAUCCCUCUUUUCCCUGCUCUGAAUCGAAGUCCUAGUUCCUUCCUUUGAUUCUCCUUUGGUAGGUGGAAUCAGUUAAUGUUUUGAGAAACCUGCCUGGGCUCUGCCCUUAGUCAUGACAUCUCGCUGAGCCAGACCCACUCUGUUCCUUGGAACCUAGAGCUGGAGUGAGGAGUAGAGGUCUCCAGCUGUUCCAGAAAGAAAAGUGAGCCGCAUGCAGGCUGAGGAACACUGACACUUCCAGAAUGUAUGGAAAUAGUCCCUGUCCUGGCCUGCCACUGACCCUGUCUGUAUUUUCUCGGAGGUUGUUUUUCUCCUUCUCCUUCCCAGGAAGGUCUUUGUAUGUCGAAUCCAGUGCACUGAAGUUUGGCCAAGGGACUCCACAGCACCCAGAAGGCUGCAUGCCUCAAGGUUUAUGUCACUUCUCUGCUGGGCUGUUCAUCGUCAUUGCUGUGUUCAGGGACCUUUGGAAAUAAAACCUGUUCUGUCCCAAAUAAAACCAGCCUGUGAUGUUCAAGGGACUGGAAUAAAGUGGCUUACGGCCUGAAGGAUUCUACAGAGUGCUCAACUGUUCAUACAUCGUUCAGAGUGGGAGGGGGCUGGGGGUGCUGUCCCAUCCCAUCAGUAUCCCACGGUGGAUUUAAUACAUAAUUUAUAAAUCAUAGCCUAUGGAGUGGCCCGUAUAUCAGUUGACUGUGUAGCUCUUGCCUGGCAUUAAAGCAUGUUUUUGGUUUAA
Messenger RNA from Pongo pygmaeus (Bornean orangutan), 3861 nucleotides. RefSeq names its product neurocalcin delta (gene NCALD). The transcript has 8 exons. Gene Ontology annotation, biological process: calcium-mediated signaling. Lineage: Eukaryota; Metazoa; Chordata; Mammalia; Primates; Hominidae. The record is from RefSeq and is a predicted model, not a curated record. Gene Ontology annotation, molecular function: calcium ion binding; actin binding; tubulin binding. The coding region runs from base 526 to 1107 and encodes 193 amino acids.